Molecule: messenger RNA, 1539 nt
Organism: Neurospora crassa OR74A
Lineage: Eukaryota; Fungi; Ascomycota; Sordariomycetes; Sordariales; Sordariaceae
Product: GDSL lipase/acylhydrolase
Exons: 3
Coding region: 179-1240 (353 amino acids)
Molecular function (GO): hydrolase activity, acting on ester bonds
Source: RefSeq, a predicted model, not a curated record
ACGAUACAUACACGCCAUCACAAGCCUGCUGGGCCGUGAACGUAUAUAACACCUCGGUGUCUCGCCGUUACUUGGGGUUCGACCAUGUUGAUGAGUGACAAGUGAAAGUCCAGCUUCAGCUCUUCCAUAUCAAACUCGCCAAGAGCUCCCAGGUCCUCUCCAGCCUCUUCUCUUCACCAUGUUGUUCUCCAUGCUCACGGCCGGCGCCUUUUUGGCUGCCUCUGCCUCUGCUUCUGUUACUGCUAAGCCCGUCAAGAAGCCCUUUGACUUUCUUGUGACCUUUGGCGACAGCUAUACGGACAACGGCCGUUUGAAUUACUACAUCGGCAAUGGAGGCAACCCUCCUCCGGCCGGUCAGCUUCACGGCGAGAUCAACGUAACUGCCAGCGGUGGUUUGACGUGGAACCAGUAUGCCAGUCGUCAAGUUGGGGCCAAGCUGCUUGAUUAUGCUGUCAGCGGUGCGACCUGCUCCAACAAGAUCAUCUCGCGGUACUUCAGCGCUAUCAACAGGGACUUCCCAGCUGUCUUGGAUGACGAGAUCCCUUCUUUCGUCGCCGAUACUGCAUACAAGUCCAUUUUCCCCGACAGGACCGCCGACAACACCGUCUACGCCCUUUGGAUCGGAACCAACGAUCUCGGUGGCGAUGCCUUCCUGACCGAGAACCAGCACCCCGGCAAGACUCUGACUGACUUUUCCGAGUGCAUCUGGACGGUUUUUGACACCAUCUACAAGUCUGGCGGACGUAAGUUUGUGCUGCUAAACGUCGCACCUCUACACCUGGCGCCUCUAUACGCCACCAUUGAAAACGGCGGAUUCUCUGGCCCAAGCCAGUUUUGGGCCGGCAAGUCCCAGUACAACGUCACGGAGAGGAGUGAGAAGAUCAAGGAGUACAGCACUACCCUCAAUACCGUCUUCAGCUAUGGCGCUGCGGUCAACACCAAGCUCAAGUCGCGCUGGCCCAAGGCGACCUUUGAUCUCUUUGACGUCCACAGCCUCUUGACUGACAUCCACGAGGAUCCUGCUGCGUAUCUGGAUGCUCCUCACAAUAGCACCGGAUACUUCCACCACUGCCCACCUUCCGGCAGCAACUGCGUUGACCAGACGAGCCUUGGCCCGUUGACCGGUUUCAUGUGGUAUGACGAGCUGCACCCUUCCACCAAGACCGAUUCUGUCAUUGCAAAGCACUUCCUCGAUGUUGUUGCUGGGCAGUCCAAGUAUGGCACUCGCUACCAGGGUUAAGCCGUACAAGUCGAAGACCGUGGGGAUGAGGGUAGAGAUAGGAAAAUGAAGAAAAGUUACAAACAAUCAGAUAAUUGCUGUUGAACUUCUCCUUGUUGGUUGUGCAAGGUUGAAUGUGCUUUACAAUCGCUGUCCGCGUCUUAUGAUGAUGAAAACACAUUACAUACGGCGGAACGGGCUUUGUCUGCACGUCUGUGCAUACAGUCCGAUGCUGGUUUGUUAGCUCGGUACACUACCUUUAGGCACAUCUACUAUACUCUGUCCACAAGACGAAAUUAAUUAAUGGCUGUGUACAAAUU